Molecule: messenger RNA, 1383 nt
Organism: Lathyrus sativus (Indian pea)
Lineage: Eukaryota; Viridiplantae; Streptophyta; Magnoliopsida; Fabales; Fabaceae
Source: the annotation of a GenBank genome assembly
AUGGAGAAAGAAAUCAAAAACAAAACCCCUCACUGUUUAGUAAUUCCAUACCCAACUCAAGGCCACAUAAACCCAAUGCUUCAAUUCUCAAAACGUUUACUCCAAAAAGGAAUAAAAAUCACACUAGUAAACACCAUUUCCACUUCCAAAACCAUCACAACCAAAAACCUCAACAAGUCCUUCGAAUACGAAACCAUCUCAGAUGGUUUCGACGACGGAGGACUUACUUCUGCAAAAGACAUCGACACUUACAUCGAUACCUUUCGUCGAACCGGAUCACAAACUCUCGAUCAACUUCUUCACAAGUUAACAACAACAAACAACCAUGUUGAUUGUGUUAUUCAUGAUGCUUUCUUGCCUUGGAUUGUUGAUGUUGCUAACAAGUUUCAACUACCUGUUGCGGUUUUCUUAACUCAAGCUUGCUCGGUUAAUAAUAUAAACUUUCAUGCUUUUAAGGGAUGGUUGGGUUUACCUUUGUUGGAGAAAGAGAUUGUGUUACCUGGAUUGCCUAAGCUCGAAGCUUCUGAUUUUCCGUCUUUUUUGUAUCGAUAUGGAACUCAUCCGGGAUAUUUUGAUCUUCUUACAAACCAGUUUUCAAUGAUUGAUCGAGUAGAUUGGGUUCUUGCCAACACUUUUUAUGAAUUGGAGCAAGAGGUAGUGGAAUGGUUGAUGAAGAUUUGGCCAUUAAAGACAAUAGGACCAUGUGUGCCAUCUAUGUUUUUAGAUAAAAGGCUCAAAGAUGACAAUGAAUAUGGUGGUAGCAUCUUUGCUAUAAAUUCUUGCAUCAAAUGGUUAGACACUAAACCAAAAGGUUCAGUUGUUUAUGUAUCAUUUGGAAGCAGGUCAAGUCUUAGUGAGGACCAAAUGAAUGAGCUAGCUUGUGGUUUGAAAAACUGCGGAAGAUAUUUCAUAUGGAUUGUUAGAGAAUCCGAAAAGGGUAAGCUUCGAGAGGGAUUUUCGGAGUCGUUAGAGAAAGGUUUAAUAGUGACAUGGUGUCAACAACUAGAGGUGUUGGAACAUGAAGCUGUUGGAUGUUUUGUGACACAUUGUGGUUGGAAUUCGAUAUUGGAAGCAUUGAGUUUAGGAGUUCCAGUUAUUGCUAUGCCGAUUUGGACGGAUCAAAUUACGAAUGCGAAGUUGGUUGUUGAUGUAUGGAAAGUUGGAGUCAAAGGUGUUGCGGAUGAGAAAGGGAUAGUUAGAAGUGAAAGAAUUGGAGAAUGUAUAAGGGAAAUGAUGGAGAGUGAGAAGGGAAAUGAAAUGAAGAAGAAUGCUAUGAAAUGGAUGAGUGUGGCUAGGAAUUGUGUUGAUGAGGGUGGAACUUCUGAUGAAAAUAUUGCAGAAUUUGUGAAUGAAUUGACUCUCAGAAGGAGAAAUUCUUCGUAA